Myxocyprinus asiaticus (Chinese sucker) is the source of this 3510-nucleotide messenger RNA. It is a transcript of the gene lmod2a, whose product is annotated as leiomodin 2 (cardiac) a. Lineage: Eukaryota; Metazoa; Chordata; Actinopteri; Cypriniformes; Catostomidae. Gene Ontology annotation, biological process: muscle contraction; pointed-end actin filament capping; myofibril assembly. The record is from RefSeq and is a predicted model, not a curated record. Gene Ontology annotation, cellular component: striated muscle thin filament; myofibril. Gene Ontology annotation, molecular function: tropomyosin binding.
AAUAUAAGAUCUUUUUGAUGCCUCAUGCCAGGAUGCUUCCAGUACAGCAAUUUAAAAAGCUGUGUUACAUGACAAAUUUCAUUAUGUGGCACUCUCCAUACAAAUUAAAUUUGUUUUAGAUGUCACCCGUAGUGCCAGUUCCUGUGUUUGUACUGGGCCAACAGUUGCUGACAGGUUUCACCACCUCAAAAUGAACUCACAUUCUUCAUGUAAACUAAUCUGGUUUUCCCCAUGGUGAGACGCCAUCAUUCAUAGACACUUUGUUUUGCAUCUCCCUCCCCUGAAGUUCCUCCACUAGCUUCCCAGAUUAGAUUAACAGUGCAUCUCUCAGGCUUCAACAUACGCCAGGCAACAAACACUCACACGCUUGUACAGGGUACUAAUCCCACAUUUAAGUAUUUGCGAAAGGAGAGUAAGAGUUCAAUUUCAGGAGGGAGAUUGUAGAAUUAGAAGUAUGAGUGGCUUUGGAUACUGUAAAGAGCUUGAGAAGGCAAUGGCUGAGAUGGAACCUGAUGUACGUACACCCACUGGACUAAGGCAAGAGGACCAGAUGGCCAAGCAGCCAACAGAUUUUUGCUGUGAUGCUCUGCUGAAGUAUUGGGAAGACGAGACUUACAGAUUGCUAGAGGACAGCAUGGAUGAGAGCCAGACAGAUAAGAGUGAAGAGGAAUGUGGCAAUGAAGACCCUGAGGAUAAUGAAGAGGGGGGAGUGCAACAAAACAAAAGGCUUGGAAAGGUGGGUGAUGGGGAGAAAGAAACAAGGUCAAGCAGACAGAAUUUUAAGGACUUAUCCCAAUCAGAUUGUAAGAGAAAUUGCUACAGUAGUCGGAAACCAAAUGGCAUUAGUAUAGCUGUCCUGCAUCAUGUAGACUCAAACCUGAAUGCUAAGCCAGAGAGGCCAAGUGGUAAUCCCAUUGACAUUGACCAGACCUUGAAGAAAAUCUUGACAAAUGAUCCCUCAGUAAGUUCUGUCAACCUAAACAACACUGAAAACAUCUCCCAAGGGGUUUUGGUGAGCUUUGCUGAUGCCUUAAUCUCAAACACUAACUUUAAGGUCUUCAGCUUUGCCAACACCCAUGCAGAUGACCAAGUAGCUUUGGCCUUGGCCAAAAUGCUUAAGGAGAACUGGAACAUCACCAACCUUAACAUCAAGUCCAACUUUAUUUCAGGCAAAGGCAUCCUGGCCCUGAUUGGGUCUCUUCAAUACAACACACUGGUGGAGCUCCGAUUCCACAACCAGCGGCACAUCUGUGGAGGCCAAGUUGAGAUGGUAACACUUCUGAGGGACAACACCACUCUCUUUCUUUUUUUUCACCCAAUUUGGAAUGCCCAAUUCCCAGUGCGCUUUUAAGUCCUCGUGGUCGCGUACUGAUUCACCUCAAUCCGGGUGGCAGAGGACGAAUCCCAGUUGCCUCCGCGUCUGAGACCAUCAACCCGCGCAUCUUAUCACGUGGCUUGUUGAGCGCGUUGCCACGGAGACAUAGCACGUGUGAGACUUCACGCCGUCCACCAUGGCAUCCGUGCUCAACUCACCACGUGCCCCACCGAGAACGAACCACAUUAUAGCGAACACGAGGAGGUUACCCCAUGUGACACUACCCUCCCUAGCAACCGGCCAAUUUGGUUGCUUAGGAGACCUGGCUAAAGUCACUCAGCACACACUGGGAUUCGAACUAGCGAACUCCAGGGGUGGUAGCCAGCAUAUUUUACCACUGAGCUACCCAGGGCCCCCCAACACCACUCUCUUGAAACUAGGAUACCAGUUUGACUUACCUGGCCCGAGGAUGAGUGCAACCAGUAUCUUAACCUGCAACCAAGACCGUCAGAGGCAAAGCCGGCUACAGCAAAGGAGAGAGCAAGACAAUUUGGAAAGUACUGAACAAGAAGCAAAAACAUUGGACACUAUGGACAACACACAAUCAUCAAAUUUUUAGACUUCAACAGACGAGAAGAGCAUUACGCAGACAAAACUGCACAAUUCUAUCUUGUCUUCUUUACCCCAUCAACUUCACAGUCAACCCAAUGGAGCAAGAAAUGUACCAACUAGAAAGAUUGCUAAGAUGGUCAAACAGCAUGAAGAGACACCAACAGAUAACGUUGUAGGCCAAAGCAAGGUUAACGCAAAUAAAGAAAAUGAACUCACAGGUGACAAACAUGGUGAGAAUAUUCUUCAAGACCACAAAAAUCCCCUAAAAUCAGUAUUUGAAAAAAUGAUCAGAAAAGAUGACAAAGUGUCUGGAAGGUGAUCAGGGGUCAAUGUGUGAUAAUCUAUUGGCAGCCAUUCGUAGAAGCAGCAUUGGUACACUUCGGAGGGUAGACAUUUUACUUGUCCUGGACAUAUUCAAGUAGCCAAGCCUCAAAAAUACAACCCUCAAAUUGACAACUGACUCUAGCAACAUUGCUGGACAGGACAGAACCCCUGAGCACUGAGGGUUCUACUGUACAUGCAACUUUGUUCUGAAGCAAACACACUCUUAUUUGACAGACACUUAAAAUAUCAAACCUCUACAUAUAAUCAUCCUUGAAAAGGCAAAUGUCACUAAUAAGAAUUUAUAACUUUGUAAACUUUGCUUAGGGUAUCUGCCACACAUAUAGGAGCAUAUUCUGUCAAUUUAAGCUGCAAAUCUGGCAUUGAAUAAACUAAUUAAUGUAAAUGCUUGUUAAGAGUCCUUGCACAGUCCAAGUAACCCAUUCUAAGGCAUAUUAGUGAUGUUAGGCCACCCUAAAAAGCAAAUGAUAGAAUGCAGACUUACCCAUCUCAUUAUGCAAACUCUCUAGAGCAGGAGUUCCCAAAAGUUUUUGUCAACUGAAACCAUUGACCUAGAGGGCAGAUAACCAUAAUAUACUAUCCACUUAGCUAUAGCACAAAUUGUCUGAUUAAAUUUGUAAAGAACAUGCUUGUUUUAACAUUAAAUUGACUAAUGAUUCUUUUUGCAAAAGGUUUGCAAAACAUAAUUUUUCCAGAUUGAUCAUCACACAGAACAUUGGUGACAGGAGGUUGAAUGUUUUGUCUGCUAAAAUUGGCCUACGCUUUCCCCCAGUGGCCGAAUUUGGAACUACAGUCGUGUGCAUGGGCAGUGCGCACCUUUGCACGUACAUAAAAGGCAGUGUGUUAGUUUUUCAUUAACCUGAAUAAUAAUUAGAUUGAUAUACUCUCAACACCACACACACAAAAAAAAAAAAGAUUUAGGCAUUUCAAUGUAAUUGAGAAAUCUUUUACAAAAUAAUAAUGAAAAUUUUUUAUAUUUACUUUAGGUAAAAUAUUACACAUUCAGUUUGAUGGUAUUUUGUUUGGAAAUGUAAAUGUGUAAAAAAAAUAGACUUGAAAGAAAAAACUCGGAUCGUUCACACUAAUAUUUGCAAUAGCACCCCUUGUGGCAAUGUUGAGAAUGCAACAUGUACUUCCAUUGUGUUAUGAAUUGCGGUCUGAUGUAUUUUGGAAUGCAACAGAACAAAACAGCAUUCUUUCAUUUACUUCUUUGUAAAUGUAAAAUCAAGUAAGCCAGAGAU